Messenger RNA from Erpetoichthys calabaricus (reedfish), 1464 nucleotides. RefSeq lists its product as uncharacterized. The coding region runs from base 435 to 1412 and encodes 325 amino acids. The transcript is spliced from 2 exons. Gene Ontology annotation, molecular function: catalytic activity. NCBI's taxonomy places the organism in Eukaryota, Metazoa, Chordata, Cladistia, Polypteriformes, Polypteridae. The record is from RefSeq and is a predicted model, not a curated record.
CCAGUUGUCAUUGUCCAUGUUGGAACAAAUGACAUACAUAAGGGUAGUCUGUCAGUUCUGCGAUCCAAAUUCAAAGAGUUAGGUACCAAGCUGAGGAGCAGAACUGACAAGGUAGUCUUCUCCGAAGUUCUGCCUGUGCCACGCGCCAGUCCAGGUAAGAUUGAGGAGAUUAGAAGGCUUAACGUGUGGCUCAAAUCUUGGUGCAGGGUAGAAGGGUAUAGGUUUAUGGGGCAUUGGGACUCCUUUUGGAACAGUUGGGACCUGUUCCGCCGUGACGGGUUACAUCUGAACCAGAGGGGCACCAAUGUAUUGGGGAGGCGUAUGUGUAGGCUAGUCGAGGAUUGUUUAAACUAGGGAAUGGGGGGGCAGGGAGUUUAGGACAGGCCAGGUUUAGAUCUAUACAUGGAAGAACAAACAAUGGUGUAGAAACAAGAAUGCAUAGUAAUGUAAAUUCUAAGCAAACAUUUAAAUGUAGAAGGAGUAAUACAUUAAAAAUAGCUUGCCUUAAUGCUAGAAGUAUCAAAAAUAAGGUAAGUGAGUUGGAGUUAUAUGUAGCAGAGCAUAAUUAUGAUAUUAUAGCAAUAACGGAAACCUGGCUAAAUAACAAAGAUGGGGAUGAGUGUAACAUAGAGGGAUACACAUUUUUUAGGAAGGAUAGACAGAACAGAAAAGGAGGUGGGGUUGCUGUUUAUGCCAAGCAGGAUUUAAAUGUAAGUCUUCUUCAGUUGGAUGAUGAGCCCCAUCGUAGUGAGGACAUGUGGCUUCGCCUGGAAAAUAUUAGGGAAAGAGGUCUUAUUUUAGGAAUGUGUUAUAGACCACCCAAUUCAGACAGUAAUUUCAACACACAUCUUUUUAGUAAUAUCAAAAAGGCAAGUUUACAGGGAGAUAUUAUAGUCAUGGGAGACUUUAAUUAUCCAAAUAUUAACUGGGAUAACCUUACAGAUGGUGGUGUACAAGAGCAGGAGUUUUUAGAAGUAAUCAAUGACUCUUUUUUAACACAGCACGUUAAAGCACCAACAUGGGGUGAAGCCUGUCUGGAUUUAGUAUUUUGUAAUAAUCAGGAUAGAAUUGAGGGUGUAGAGGUGAUUGAACCACUAGGGUCAAGUGACCAUAAUGUAAUACAAUUCUCAGUAUUUUGUAAGAGUGCAGAUGCAAAGACUAAAAUUGUUAAGUUGAACUUUGGUAGGGCUAAUUUUGAGCAGAUGCGACAAAGUCUAAGUAGGAUACACUGGGAUAAGCUUUUAAGUGUUGAGACAGUCGAGGAGCAGUGGAACAGGUUUAAAAAUGUUUUACAUGUAAUGCAGGACAAAUACAUACCUAAAUUUGGAAUUAAUAGGAAACUAAAAAAAACACCACCGUGGAUUAAUAAAGAUUUAAAAAAGAAGUUGCAAAGGAAAAAACUGCUUUAUUAGGCAUAUAAGACUAAUGACUGCAAAGUGAAUUGUAGAGCGUAUGAGAACAUGA